AUGGCACGAUCGAAGAAGGGGUCAAAAGCUUCCCAGCUGCCUGACCCUGCUCAAAAGAAGGCCAGGAGAAAGAAGAGAACGGCGACCACAAAGACAGCGUUAGCUGAUGUCAAAAAGUGGAAGGAACUUGGUAUAGAAACUCACCUUCAGGCAAACAACACGAGGGUGAACUAUGCCGGGCAUGUUCGACGUGGACGGGAAUGGCUAGCAAGCCACUUUGAAAGCCCAUGUUCCAAAGACCUGCUCGUUCUGAUGCCGUUGCUGCCCGCAAAUGUCGAAACGCAUGCCGAUAGUGACAUGUACGAUGACCCGGCCUUCAAAGAUGCAUUUGAUCGGAUACCGAACAGAUGCUCUGACAAAGCUCUGGCACUCUACAUGUCCCUGAAAGGGUUCCAUGAGAAUCUCUCCAAAACGACUGUCGAGAGCAUCCGUUCGGCAUUUAAAAAACUGUGGGAGUUAUCAGAUGGGGACACCUAUCGCGGAAAAUGGCACUUAAACGAGGCAAGACAGCGGUGGGAAGGAAAUCCUGCCGAUUCCGCAGACAUUUAUGACAUCCUGUCAUCCAUCAAGCAUAAAGCAAGUGCAGAGGGUGGAGACCAUACUCACUCGAUGGCAAUGACAAAGGACUACAUGGAUCGGACCCUCCGGUGGCAUCAGGCUUCAUGUCCACCGGAGAUUGCGCUGCAUAUGAUCCAGAAGGCGAUGACUGGUGCGCGGCCUUCAGAUAUGCAUCUAGACUUGGCCGUGAGGACACAACUCACCCGUCAUCUCGAACAAGUCGUGUUUGCAUCCAAUGGAUGGACACUAUGGACAAGGUGUUUUGAGCUCAUCAAACUGCAACGAAAGGAUAUCUCACUUGAUGCAACUAUUUUGGACGGCCUGCUCAAAUCGUAUCUUGCAGGUGAGACGCUGACGCUGCAUGAACGAGCGUCUCACUUCGAGAUCUUCCUCUCGAACCGUAAAGGGUGGCAAAAGAAGGUUGAUAAGGGCAAGUGGGAGGCAGAUUUAAGGUCAAAUCACUACAAGAUAUAUCCACGCCCCGACAUGCCAGCCUGUGACAACUUCUUCUGGACGUUAGUUUGGAUCAAAUGGCUUGAAUUAUUUCACUAUGCACGCACACUUCAGCUGAACGACUUCGUUUUCCCUGCAAUGAGUGCAAACGGUGUCAUGCACCCUGGACAGCCAAUCUCUCACGAUACUGUACAGAAAUGGAUCAAUGAGUUGACUGCCGGUGCCGGAAUCCUGGGUAAUUUCUCAACUCACUGCUUUCGUCGUGGGGGCGCACAAUAUUCGUUUAUGUUCGCUCCAGUGGGCCAACGGUGGACGCUUGCUAAAGUUCGGUGGUGGGGUGGAUGGGCUGAAGGCGAGCACCGUGAUACACUUGUUCACUACCUCCUGGAUGAACUACAUACAUACGAGACCGACUACAGUGAUGCCCUUGCCCCCAUCUCCUGUGGUGCUGAUGCCUCCCUCGCUGGUGAAUAUGCUCUCGCAAGACCAGCAUCCACGGAAGAGCUCCGCAUGGUCCAUGCAUCUGUUGCAACAGAUGUCAACUCCCUGCGCAACGAGAUUGGAUCAGUGAACAACUCACUGCACUCACUAACAAAGUGUGCUUCCCGCACACCAACUCCAUCAUAUACUCCAUCUGGGCCUGUUGUAGGAGCGCAUGCUGCUGCUCCACAGCUGCCACCUGCUAGGCCUGUCAUCAACCAAAUUCCUACCCCGCCAUCCAUCUACACUGCCGCAUUGCCACAGCAACAGCUCCCUGCCACGCUGUCCAUCCGUGUCACUUCACAGAAGCUCCCUACAGCUGGCCUUGUCAUCCCUCGGGUGCCAGUAUCUCGUCCCAACGGCACUACCAGCCUGAAGAGCAGGUCCUGGAAGGAGAUUGUUGAACACUGGCUUGUUGGCGAUCCCGACAGAGGACUGGUAACGCCACUCAAGGAUUGGCCAAAGGAAUGGUACCAAGGCGCCAACCGACGGUUCGCAUCAAAGUACCAUCAGAGGGCCACAAUCGCGCUGGAGUUCAUUAAUGAGUAUGAUUCGAACGAGGCCCGCUUCCUUGCAUCUUAUCCGGAGGCCGAACUGGGGCACACACAGCUCCUCAAAGCCAUAAACGAGGCGCGCACUGCACGAGGAGAGCGUGUUUCUCGCAGAAAGUGA
Messenger RNA from Suillus subalutaceus, 2163 nucleotides. RefSeq lists its product as uncharacterized. The coding region runs from base 1 to 2163 and encodes 720 amino acids. Gene Ontology annotation, molecular function: DNA binding. Gene Ontology annotation, biological process: DNA integration; DNA recombination. The transcript has 7 exons. The record is from RefSeq and is a predicted model, not a curated record. NCBI's taxonomy places the organism in Eukaryota, Fungi, Basidiomycota, Agaricomycetes, Boletales, Suillaceae.